Messenger RNA from Cherax quadricarinatus, 3733 nucleotides. RefSeq names its product hsc70-interacting protein. Lineage: Eukaryota; Metazoa; Arthropoda; Malacostraca; Decapoda; Parastacidae. Gene Ontology annotation, molecular function: protein dimerization activity; Hsp70 protein binding. The record is from RefSeq and is a predicted model, not a curated record.
AGCUUAUUAAGAAUAUAGAGUAUUUACAUCAGUUUUUAUAAGUUUUUCCUAAAAAAGUGAAGUGUAGGAGACGCUCAGUCACUGUGGCGCCUGACACACUGCUGGAGCCUCGCUAAUAUACGUCUCUCUAGCGUGGGAGUUUUUGUUUGUGACAACCAUGGCGGAGAGUAUGAAUCAGGAAGACCUGAAGAGGCUUCAAGGGUUUAUUGAUGCAUGUCGUGAAAAUCCUGGAAUUCUACAGCUUCCUCAGCUUUCAUUCUUCAAGGAAUAUCUGCAUAGUCUGGGUGCUAAUAUCCCUUCUGCUGGCUCAAGUUUCAAAACCUCACCACCACCAUUUAACGAACCACCAAUGCAAGAUAGUACACCUGAGCCUACCGUACAAGAGGAGGAUGAAGAAAGUGAUGUCGAGCUGAAUAAUGAAGGCGUGAUUGAACCUGAAAUAGAAGAUCCACCUGAGUUAGCAGAUGGUGGUAAAGUACCAACAGAAGAGGAUAUGGAUGCAGCUGAUGAAAAACGGUCUGAAGCUAUGAUGGCUUUGGCUGACAAUGAUUUGCAAAAAGCAGUUGAUCUUUUCACAGAAGCAAUAAAAUUUAAUCCAGAAUCUGCUAUGCUGUAUGCUAAAAGGGCAAGUGUGCUUCUGAAACAAAAAAGAGUAAAUGCAGCCAUCAGGGACUGUAAUGAGGCACUCAAGCAUAAUCCAGACUCGGCUGGAGCUUAUAAAUUUCGAGGACGAGCACAAAGAUUGUUGGGCAAUUGGCUGGAAGCGGCAAAAGAUCUUCGACUGGCCUGUAAACUAGACUUUGAUGAGCAAACAAAUGAGUGGCUGAAAGAAGUACAACCAAAUGCUACAAAGUUAGAAGAGCACAACCGCAAGUAUGAGCGCCAGAGAAAAGAUAAGGAGUUACGAGAGAAGAGAGAGAGGCUGCAUAAAGCUCAAGAGGAAGCAAAGAAAGCACAAGCUGAACAGGAGAAAUCCGGAACCUCUUUCAAUUUCUCGGGAGGAAUGCCAGGAGGCAGCGGUCCAAGCGGAAUGCCCAAUAUAGGAAACUUGUUCAAGGAUCCUGAUAUUUUGGCAGCAUUGCAAGAUCCAGAAGUUGCUGCAGCUUUCCAGGAUGUGUCUGCCAAUCCAUCAAAUAUUUUCAAGUACCAGUCAAACCCAAAAAUAGCAUCAGUUAUUAACAAACUGAUUUCCAAACUUGGAGGUGGCAGUGAAGGUAUGCCUGGAAUGGGAGGCUUCCCCGAGACAGGUGGCUUUCCUGGAAAAGGUGGUUUCCCUGGGUCAGGUGGCUUCCCAGGAGGUCCUCCCUCUCAGAGUGGCAAUGAUGAUCUUGAUUAAUGGAAGUUACAAAAUGGCUAUAUUGUUUCUCCUCAACAAAUUAGAUUAAUAUUAUUUUGAACAUGCAAAUAGGCAGGGAUAUAUUUACAGAUGAGGAUACAGUAUAUGUAUUUGUUUAGUUAUGUUUACUUAUUUCAAUAUUAUUAAAAUUAGUGUAUAGAGUUCCUUGGAUAUUGGUCUCCUCUACUAGUGUAUAUUUUCUUUAUUUACUUAUAAAAGUUGUAAUGUGGAUAUUGUCAAGGAAAAAUUCUCUUAAUAAAAUUUAUGAUGUUUAAAAUUCUCUUAAAUCUUUUGUAAUGGGUAGUUGUAUUGCCAUGUGGAUUUUUUUUAUUAAGCCAAUUAAUGAAAGCAACAAGUUCUUGGCUAAUGGUAGUCUGCCAUUAACAACUAUUCACAUGCAGUGUAUAAUCUUGUGUCCAUUGAGAAAUUUUCACUAUCUAUUCAUUAGUAUUCGACUCUAGUAUUAGAGAUUCUUCCUAAUUGUAUAUGAUGUAUGGCCAUUGUCUUGCCGGGGGAAGGAGGGUGCAAUUUUGACUGACGUCUUAGCCCCCACUUGUAAUUUUCCUCGUCAGGGCGGUAUUGACCUGUAAAGGCAGCUAAUAGUGUCCCUUUCAUUUACUGUGCUUAGAAACUUUUAUGUAUUUCCACCCAACUGGAAUUUGAGUUUACCAAUGAUGCUGUUACCUUUGAGUUCCCAAAAUGCUUAUUUUGAGUGGAUAAAUGGGAAAUGGUUUGGCAGAACAACUUAAUAAAUUUGUUUGAUGUACAUUGCUUGUUUGUUGUCUGAUGGCAAGUUGCAUUCUCAUUUAUUUGCUAAUUAAAAAGAUCUUUAAAGGGGGGGUUCCUUUAUUAACCCUUAAACUGUCCAAGCAGAUCUAUGUUCACAUACAUAGUGCUCCAAAAGUAGAUCUACAUUUGUUUACACAUUUUCAAAUGUAAAAAAAAAAAAAACUUUUUAUUUUUUACAUACUUUCAAAUGUUGAAAAAACGUAGAUCUACGUUUGGACAGUUUAAGGGUUAAGGGCUCCUGCUCUUCGGAAUUGAAGCUACCCUUCCCUUCCUCAGAUUAAAACUUAAUUGUUCCUUUACCUACCUACCUAUCUCUCUUGCUCUCUCCCUCAUCCCUCCCCCUGCCCCCAGUAAUAUGCCUUGUAUACUUUGCCCCACCCAUUGCCAGGAAUUUUAAUCAGUUUCUUACUUUUGACAUUGACAAAAUUUUGUAUUCUGUGUCAUAGCCUGCACAAUGCAGAACUUUCCUGGUUUCUUCAUAGUUUUGACUUUGUUAUAGGUUUUGAUGUGGAGCGAAUUUUGGAUUGUGUUUAAAGUGGCACCAUGGGGAACCUCCUUUGCUCUCGUGCAGCUAUAUAUUUUUGGCAGAUUUUCGAGUUUUUAUGUAGAACCUUUUUGGGAUUUUGUACACCUUAUGCUCUUAUGUGCAUGUUUUUUACAUGAGCCAUACUUGUUUGGCUUUUUUUUUUUCUAUGGAUGCUGUGCUGCUUUGUAAGACGAAUAAUUAAAAAUAAAUGUGAAAGGCAAGAGCUUGAGCCUCCUGCAAGCACAUGUGUGUGUGUUGGAUCAAAAUAACUGGAGGAGAGUAGUAUUUAGGAAUUGAUGUGCCAUUGGAGUGUGAGCCUGGGAAUAUGAGAUUGGUGGGAUAUAAUUGGAUUGCAGUGUUUGUGCACAUCUGGAAAGACAAGGGGGGUGAAGAAUGAUAACUGUUGUCUUUGGGUCAACCUUAAUGGAAUUUUUUUUUAUGAAAGCUAUUUACUCUAAACUUCAAAAUAACAAAAAUUAAUGAUAUAUAAGCUUGGAUUCAGGUAUAACACACUGAUCUAUGCAAAGUGAGAAGCCACUUAGAGAAAUGUAAUUGAGAAGAGAUCUGUAUACUGUAUUUCAGCCUUGGUCAGAGGUCAUCUGUUGCAGUAGUUUUGAGGCUAAACACAGAUCUCUUAGCUGUUAAUAAAUCUGUCAGUUAUUUCUCACUCUGUACAAUCAUAUUUUAUAUAGUGUAAUAUAUGUAUAUAAGUUAGACCAGAAUUAGAAUACAAAGCAGUAGUGUAGUUUGGUGUCCUUGCCAGGAAAAUAUUGAAUACUGGAUAGUGUUCUCAAAGUGGAUCUCAGUUUAGACAUUACAAAUAAUGAGAGCAUUGGAAAUGUUUGUUAAACAUGAGGUAAAAGCUAGAUAUAAAAAGACUGUAGUAUGCACUUCAACCACUGGGAACUUUAAAAAAGCAGAGUAUUAUGUUGAAUAUGAGGUAAUGAAAGUAUAAUUUUGCUUCUACAUAUAGGUAAUCAUGUACUGCUUCGAUGGGUAGGCUGGUCUAUAGGUGUAGCACUCGAGAUGAAUUUCCUGCGUUGACUAAGAACAUAAAUUGAUACAAAAAAGUCUAGACAAAA